AUGACUGACCGGCGGGCGUCCGCGGCUCCCUCGCCAAAAAUCCCCCCCGCGCCGCCGCCGCCGCCGCCACCCAAGCAGAAGCAGCGCUCGUACUUUGAGCGUUUCGUUGCGCAACCGCUGACGACUGCCUAUGCUUCGCGACCUCCAAGCGUGCAGACCAAUCGUCCCGAUGGUGGGCCUCCGAACCCGCUAGUCCCGAAGCUUCCCGGCCGCACCGGAUAUUCGCAGGAUGCCAGCCAUAAGACCGGCCUCGACAUCUCUGCCCUCGACAUCAACCGCGAGCGCACGCAUGCAGUCCUCGCUGGCAAGGAGAUUCUCAAGACCGUCCGUGUGCAGGAUGCCAAGAUUGUCGACGAGACCAAUCUGCGUGCUGCUGUGCUCAACUAUGCAGAUUCCCAUGCCAGACAGCGCGAGGGCUUGGGCAUCCAUGACGUGAAGUGGUCGCACGGCCAGUUCAGCUCGCAUAUUGCGACUGCUGCAGCAAACGGCAAGGUCAUUCUCUACGACUUGAACCGCGCGAGCGUUGAGCUCACCCGGUUGCACGAACACAACCGCCAGGUGCACAAGCUUGCAUUCAAUCCGCACCAGGGCUACUUGCUCCUCUCUGCCAGUCAAGAUGCGACUGUCCGUCUGUGGGACCUGCGAGACAUGCGCAGAGAUGUCUCCACCUGUCGCAGCCGAGACCAUUACUCGGGCAUGAAUGGCGGCAUCCGCGAUGUGCAGUGGUCUCCUACUGAUGCUGUAGAAUUUGCCUUUGGCACUGACAACGGUAACAUACAGCGUUGGGACUUUCGGUACAACAAGGGUCCCAAGCAGAAAAUCACAGCCCACGACCAGCGCAUCUGCACGUCUAUCGACUGGCAUCCCGAUGGUAAGCACAUGCUCAGCUCUGGUGUAGAUCGAACCGUCAAAGUGUGGGACUUUUCCCAGGAUGGGCGCCGCCAAAAGCCUACUUGGGUUCUGACCACGCCUUAUCCUGUUCAUAAAGCCCGAUGGAGACCUCCAUACUGGUCCGACGACCACCAGGACCGGGGUGCCUAUCAAAGCACCCAGUUGGCCACGUACUACGAUCGCGAGCAUUCCCCCAUACACGUGUGGGAUUUCCGCAGACCCCACUUACCAUUCCGUGAGAUCAACAAAUUCGCCAGCGCACCCUCCGAUAUGCUCUGGCACUCGCGUGACACCUUGUGGACUGUGGGCAAGGAAGGUGUCUUCCAGCAAAAUGAUGUCCACCACGCACCAAAGACCGUUGAUCGACGUAGCCUGCAGGCACUUGCAGUAUCGCCAAGUGGCGAAUUGAGUGGCGUGGCGCAGAAGCGACCACGACCGCGGCGCUCUGCAAGUCUAGCGUAUACCGACGAUGCGUAUCUGGGCGAUCCACGUGUUCUGCGCGGCAGCCCAGAGAAAGGCAGCAUGAGGAGCUCAGCAGAUGAUAGCUUGAACGAUAGCUUCCUCGCCUCGUCGGUGAAGCGUCAUCAUGGUCGCACUGCCAGCAGCAGGUCGGCCAGAUCAUUUGGCAGCACGCCGCCAUCUGAUUCGGCUCCCAAAGUCAUGUUCCUGACCGAUUCCAUGACUACAACGAGUGAAGCGAUCAAGCCUAACCAGGUUGCUUUUCGUGGUAUUCUGCCCGGUACUGCCAACGUUCAGGUCUUUGCGUACCUGGCCCAAAAGUACAAAAGUAUUCCUUUAUCGGAUCCUCCAGAUUUGCAGGCAUUUGAAGACUUAGAACACGUAUUCGGACAAAAUGCCGAGUAUGCGCAGCGAGCGUCCAUGUAUCGUCUUGCUCAGACAUGGAAUAUUGUCGGAAAGUCCAUAGCUACUGUUACGCGGAACCGUGCAGAGCUACACAGACAGAGCAGACGCUUGCAACGAAAGGCUUUCACGGCAAGCCCACUUGUGCCAGGCAUACGCACCGCAUCGGAGCGACUCGAAGCCCGUAACAAGAACGCGGCGAUUCCGACAAAUCCUGCACUGCGUGCCAUCCUCGGCACACUAGAAAAGACGACUAACAGCCAGUCAGCACCCUCAAUUGAGAGCACAUCUAAUCUUGCGACACCUCUCGCUCGGCCAAUGGCCGUUUCCGCUUCGGCAAAGGGUGAAUCAGGAGCAUCUGAAAUACCUGAUCUGGACCAAGAAGAUAUCAUUGCACUUCCACCUUCUUUGACAGGUGCGCACACUGAGAUCAGCGGAGCCAGCGAUAGACUUGCCGUCCCAAAGACGGCCUUCAAUGGUCCUCAAUGGUACCAAUCUGCCGAUGGUCUCGACGAGCGCCGUGCCCUUGUCGGCAGCUAUCGAGCAUCACCCCGCAUACCACUAAGCCUUGGGCCAAGCAACAAGCCAGGGAUUGACAUAAAUGUUCCGCCGCCAUUGGGGCGCCACGAUUCUGGGGAAAGUUUCACCAUGUUCUCCGCGUCUACAGAUUCCCAAAAAGGCAAUUCAAUGCCAAGCUCAUUCGCCAGCGGCAACUCUCAUCCUCGUAGCAUAGAGUCCGCUGGACAGAAGUGGCGGAUAGGCGCUGAAAAGGCCAGCUUUGGUAAUGCCAGGACUUCAUCCAGCAACGGCUUCACCGAUGUUCUGGGUAAGAGUGUUGAGAUCUCCCCCACUACUGUGCCUCUCGGCAAAAUACCCCCGUACCAAGGCGUCCAACACUCGGUCGGUGAUGUUCCGGAGCACUUGGUCGAAUUCAGUAGCGGUGAAAGAGCUGUGCAGAAUAUGGAACAUUUGCGGCGCAACAAUCAGCUGCUCCGUCACGAUAGCUCCGAGUCGGAGGCGUAUGCAAGCAGCCGAGGCGAUAGUACUUCUUCCUUUGAGUACAAUCCCGAAAUGGAUGCAAGCGGUACGAUUGUGCCGGAGGGACCUGAGGACAGCGCACCUCCAGUACUUGAUCCAUCAGGCGAGGAUGCGUUGUUGCUGUCAGACUAUCAGGCUAUGCAUGUUGAUGCCGAGGCAGGAUCGGCUUACACCAUCGUUGGCCUCCUUAACAAACUUCUCGCAUUCCAUACUGUCGCACAGUCCGAUGCGCAAUUCUCAUCAAUACUGCUACUGCUGCUAGCGCCAUUGCUACCGCAGACGCACGGGCCGACAUCGACCACCGACAUCGAUGUUGGAGACGUUCUUGCGGCGUUCUCUGACACUUUCAUCUCACUGGGUCUGACUCCCACGCAAGCAAAGGCAGUUUUAUCAACCCAACUGAGCCAAUUGAUCGCAACAGGUAUCAAUCCUUACCAAGCAGAGUCGAUCCUCCACACAUACCAUGCACAAUUGCACGGUCUGUCGCUGUUCAAUUCCGCAGCAUCACUUCGACGCCUGUCGUAUCCCGCCUAUCCUGCCGUAUAUGAACAAGCGCUGAAAGACACUCAAAUUGGGCUACUCUGCCUCAGCUGUAAAUCGCCCAUCAACAAUCCCAAGGACAAGAUGCGUUGCGAGUCAUGCAAGCGUGCUCAAGCACCGUGUCCUAUUUGCUGGGCCAAGUAUCCGGCUUUUGAACCCAUCACCGCACAGAAAAAGACCAAACACAAGAUUCGCUCUAGCUUCAAAGAUCGUGAUCAUCGAAGGAAACGAUCCUCGCUCAUGUCCAAUCAGGCGGUGGAUCUGGACAUCCUCCAUGCUGCUGACCACCCUUCUCCAAGCGAGCCGGAGAAUUGGUCGCCGCAUAAAGCAACGCUGUGGACAUGGUGCUCGCUAUGCGGGCAUGGCGGACACACAAAUUGUCUCUCGACAUGGUUUGCUGACCCUCUGCUAUCGGACGGUGCAUGUGCGACUGAAGGCUGUCUGUGCGAUUGCGUGCGAGGCAAACGCCGUGACGAGAAGAUUGAAGAAACGCUACGCAUGAAAGCAGCAAAGGAGCGCGCCAAACCCGUCCGCAAAGGCGACGACUGGAAAGUCAAAGAAAGUAAAGCUGUAUCAGAGGUACGUCGCGCUGCUCUCGACGACGACGCUUCUACACAGGCUUCUUCUCAGACGCCCAGCUCCAUGCACAACAACACCAAGAGACUCCGUGAAGACAGCGUCGGCAAGAGAGUACGAGUCGUCGAACCGUCAGCUUCUGCCAAGUUACCGAAAUAG
Molecule: messenger RNA, 4065 nt
Organism: Parastagonospora nodorum SN15
Lineage: Eukaryota; Fungi; Ascomycota; Dothideomycetes; Pleosporales; Phaeosphaeriaceae
Exons: 3
Coding region: 1-4065 (1354 amino acids)
Biological process (GO): positive regulation of TOR signaling
Molecular function (GO): protein binding
Source: RefSeq, a predicted model, not a curated record